Messenger RNA from Xyrauchen texanus (razorback sucker), 1019 nucleotides. RefSeq names its product transmembrane protein 230-like. The coding region runs from base 205 to 549 and encodes 114 amino acids. The record is from RefSeq and is a predicted model, not a curated record. The transcript is spliced from 4 exons. Gene Ontology annotation, biological process: synaptic vesicle transport. Gene Ontology annotation, cellular component: synaptic vesicle; endomembrane system. NCBI's taxonomy places the organism in Eukaryota, Metazoa, Chordata, Actinopteri, Cypriniformes, Catostomidae.
AUCCGGAAGCGUGAGGUUUAUAAACAUAAUCUCGUGUGUACGUCACAAAUUGAAAUAAGAUAACAUUUUCCUUCAGUUUUGGUUUAAAAUGACCUCAAUGCUUAAAUAUAAAAUUUCUUAUGACAGCUUUGGGAAAAAUCGUCAUCAGUCUGUUUUGAAAACCAACAGUUCAAGUUCAAGGUGAAACUCAGAGACUGUGUGAAGAUGCCUGCUCGAAACACAAUCAACAGUGGAGUGAAAUACUCCAAACUGGCCAGUGAUGACGAUGGAUACAUUGAUCUCCAGUUUAAGAGGAGCCCACCCAAAGUCCCCUACAAAGCCAUUGCCUUGGCAACGGGUCUCUUCCUCAUCGGCUCCAUACUGAUCAUCAUCGGAGCACUCCUGUUAGCUGGAUACUUUGAAGUUAAUGAUCAUCGUGACCGCACCAUUCCAGUCCUCGUUAUCGGAAUCCUUGUGUUCCUCCCUGGAUUUUACCACCUGCGAAUCGCCUACUACGCCUUCAAGGGUUACCGCGGUUAUUCCUACGAUGACAUCCCUGACUUUGACUGAGCACACGGGGACGUCCUGUCAGCCUGCUGAUGUGACACAGAGAUCUGAGACUCAUUUGCAUGAAGAGAGAGAGAGAGAGAGAGAGAGAGAGCUACACUUAUACUGACGUCUGCCACAUCUGUAUGACACUACAGACUCAUAUUUUAAAAUGUCAUGGACUGGGAAAGUUCUUGAACUAGUAUAAUCAGUUAUAUUACAUGCAAUCAAAAGCAUUUUAGGGAGAGUUCACCCAAAAUGUAAGGCUCAAUACCAUCGUAUUUUUAGGUAACCUAUCCAUUUAUCUGUGUCUUGCUGUGGUUUCUUCCAAUCUGAAGCAGAGAGAACAUGUUUUUAAUUACCACAAACAAAUUGCAGAUGUGUACAUGCAAGUUUACCAUGUUUAAAUCUCAUGCCAAUAGAUUUAACUUAUUUUCAUGGAUGUAAAUUAUUUCCGGUGGAGAGAAUGAUUAAUGAUUAAAUCAUUUGUUUCA